AUGAACGAAAUUCUCUACUCUGGAUUUACAGGAGAUCUCGAGAUGAAAGGAGCUAUUGAGAAAAAGAACUUGGGGAAGGAGUUGUAUACCAUCACUUGCUCUGUUGAGAGUGUGCCUUUGGAGUACAACCACCCCCAUGAUGUCGAAAAAUUUGUGAAAACGUGUGGUGUUCGCAAUGUUGGGACUUCUGCUGAUGCGCAAGAGAGUUUGGACUUAUUCUUCGAUGCCGCUGAAAAUCUCCAAGAGGAAGACAGUGACACGGAAGAGGAGAACCCACCAACUCCCAUUAUAACAGAACACUCGAGUAAAAAUUUGAGUCAAUUGAUUCAAAUCAAAUUGGCGUCUGAAGCACAAAAGGACUCGAAGGAGAAUAAAGAAGACAACAAAAGACAGAGUAAGACUCUCUCGCAGAGAUUAACACCAAAAUUCACUUCGGCGAAAAAGAUCAUUGAGAACGAAGACGGUUCAACUGACUCAGAAGACUGUCUUAAACCUUAUGAGCAAAAUGAAAGUGAAUUGGAAGAAGUCGAUAAAGAAGACAAUUGUGUUGUUAUCGUUCUUGAUCCAAAGAAGAGGAGAAGUCUUCGAUUCUACGAGGCGUUGGGUAAAAAUGUGAAUGGAAUAGUCGAUGGGAAAUACCACUUUGUGUUUAUUAGUGGGGAUGGUGAGAUGAAAUCGUUUGCGAGUAUUCUGUGUACUAAAAACGUGAAGGAACGAGGUACAAAAAUUGUGGUUUGUGGGUCGGAUUCAUUCCUUUCACUCUUCAUACGUCAGAUGACCGAAGCUGCAACAAAGAAGGCGAAAUUUGGUAACGAAGUCUUUGAAGUCUAUUUUGUGCCUGUUGGUAAGACAUGCGAACUAAUCAAUGUGAUGGACUCGUCAUACAAAAAGUUGUUCGGUGGCGACGAGUGGAGCACUUUGUUCAGUCCGAUUAACUCGUUACAGAUGGAGAUGUGCGAGAGGGUCUUUGAAAAGGUCGACAUCUACGUCCAAAACGCGAAUUCGAGUAAACAAAUGCAACUCGGUGAAUUACAAGCGUCUUCAAAUAGUGAGACCCUCAUCUUCCCUUUCUUAAAAGACGUUGGGAUGUACUCCAGUAAAUUUGAGUCGAAAGCGCCAAAUGUCACCAUUGAUUUGUGUAAGGUGAAAAAGGAUAAGCAACACGUGACCAAGAUAAAAAAGGCUCUCCAGUCGAUUGAUGUGAUCAAAAUCGACUGUGUUCAGAACGUAAAGGUUGUUGAACGAUACGGGGAAGGGAAAGACACCAUGCUUUUUGUUCUCAGAAAGAACACACGAAAGGAUUUGAGCUGCGAGCAAAUAGUGAAGUCGGUGAGCAAAGAAAAGGAUGACGAAGAGAAGAAGAAAGAUAAGAAGAAGACUGAAAAGAAGGAAGAAACUUCUCCCAUAAAGAAAGAAGAAAAGGACGAAGGUGGAAACAUAACUGGGACGAAUAAGGUGAUGGUGACAGCAGAAGAAGCUGCGUUGUGUGUUUACAUCGAUGGGAGGAAAAUUAAUACGGAUGUCAAGUACUUGUGUGUAAAGAACUCUUGGAGUGGGAAUAGUGUGUUUGCGUUCAAAUCGUUUUUGUGA
This is a messenger RNA of Entamoeba invadens IP1, 1590 nucleotides long. RefSeq lists its product as hypothetical. The record is from RefSeq and is a predicted model, not a curated record. The coding region runs from base 1 to 1590 and encodes 529 amino acids. Lineage: Eukaryota; Evosea; Mastigamoebida; Endamoebidae. The transcript has a single exon.